AACAAAAAAAAAAGCUCACAGCUUUUCCAUCUUCCAAACAUCUCUGAUUGUUUCUUAGGUUUUGCAAUGGACUCCCCACAAUCUGUUGUUUCACCAUUCAAGAUUGGUGAGUCAGAGAAUGAGAACUCAAAUUCUGUGCAGAGCUCUGGAAACCGAUCGAAUGGCAUAAAUUCCAAUGGGAAAGAUUCUAAAAGUUGUGGCCGGCAAGACCUUGUUGGUACUCUUGAGGUUUAUGUCCAUCAGGCAAGGGAUAUCCAUAACAUUUGUAUAUAUCACAAGCAAGACGUUUAUGCCAAGCUUUGCCUUACAAGUGAUCCUGAAAAGUCUGUCUCAACCAAAAUCAUCAAUGGUGGUGGGAGGAAUCCGGUAUUUGAUGACAAUGUUAAGCUUGAUGUCAGGGUUCUGGACACUUCCCUCAAAUGUGAGAUUUACAUGAUGAGCAGGGUGAAGAAUUAUCUUGAAGACCAGCUGCUUGGUUUUACUCUGGUUCCUAUGUCGGAACUGCUCUUCCAGAAUGGGAAACUCGAGAAAGAGUUCUCUCUUUCUUCCACUGAUCUGUACCAUUCGCCAGCUGGUUUUGUUCAAUUGUCACUCUCCUAUAAUGGAUCCUACCCUGAAGUGAUGGUUCUUCCCUCUAUGCCUUCGUCUAUUUCUGUUGAUAAAACUACCAAGGAUCCAGAAGGGUCUGAAUCAGCUCCGGGUGAGUUGGAUAAGAUAGAGUUUCCAGAUCCUAAUGUCGCUAAUGAAAAUGAGAAGAUGGUUUCCGAGUAUUUUGGGAUCUCCUGUUCCACUAUUGACUCAGAAACUUCUGACAGCUUGGUUACUUCCGAUGCUGAGAAUCAUGUGACCAAUUCUGUCACUUCUAUACUGAAGCAAGAUUCACCUGAGAGCAGCAAUGGAACAAAUGGAGCUGCUUCUCCCCAUGCUUCAGCUCACUCCGCCACAGAAACACCAAACCAUGAACAUCUCUCUGUCGUGAACUCCAAAGCGAGUUCCCAGGAGUCAGGGAGCGAGGUUUCAGGUGAGACAUCGGAGGAGAAGAUUGUGAAAUCCGUCCUCACUGUGAAGGUUGAGCCAGAGUCUAAGGUGGUGCAGCAGGAUAUAGUCGACAUGUACAUGAAAAGCAUGCAACAGUUUACUGAUUCACUGGCUAAGAUGAAGCUUCCUCUGGACAUUGAUAGCCCAACAAAAUCAGAGAAUUCAAGCUCUGAUUCUCAGAAGCAGCCAACACCGAAGAGCAACAACGGAUCCCGUGUGUUCUAUGGGAGCAGGCCUUUCUUCUGAGCAUCUGUUUUACCAAGUUCAGAGGAAGAACCCAGGUCACUCUUAGACUUUUCUAAUGAAGAAAGACUAAUCCUAAUGAUGUAAUUUUAUAAUGUACUAUUUGAUGUUGUAUCUCCCAUCUGGUCAGCUUGAUGCUUUAGUUGAUGUGAGUUAUUAUUAUGUAUCACUAGCCUUUACUCUAUUAGAACUAUGUCCGCAUUAUAUGAACUUCUGCUGCCUAAUCAUGUUUGUAUUUUCUGAGUUACUGAUUUUUACAUCCACAAGAAUCUUUAAAACAUAGUGAUAAAUGCUAAGAUUGCUU
Arabidopsis arenosa is the source of this 1585-nucleotide messenger RNA. The record is from the annotation of a GenBank genome assembly. NCBI's taxonomy places the organism in Eukaryota, Viridiplantae, Streptophyta, Magnoliopsida, Brassicales, Brassicaceae.